AUGGAUACAACAGCGGUCUUGGACAAGUACACGCAGGACCUCCUGAAUCUACCGCUUGAGGUCAAGCAUCUCUUUGAUGAAAUCAAGGCCAAGGAUCAACAACUAGCGGAAGCCAGACGUCGCUACCAAAGCAAGGACUCCCAGCUCCAUAAGUUCAUACGUGCUAAUGGCACGCUUACUAAGCACCCUAAAGAGGUGCAACUCAACCAGAAGGUAGAGGAGGAGAUGAAGCAAAUGCAAAGUAUACAGAAGGAGAAGAUUCUUCUAGCCAAUACUGCCUUGUUCCUUGUGUCUAAGCAUAUGUUCAACUUCGAAGUCGAUAUCCAGAAACUUGAACGUGACGAUCUACUUGCACCUGUUGACGAAGAUGCUCUUGAAGACUCUGUUGAGGAAACGGCAUCGGCCACUCCUCGCGAUACUCCAGACCCAGUGAAGAAGAAGAGAUCAUACUCGGUAAUGAGGCGCUACAAAAGACUCAAAUCUGAGGACCUUGAUGACGGCAGACUGGACGAAAGUACCCCAGAGGUUAGCUCCAGAGCGCAUCAUAAUGCACUUGGCCCCAGGGCUCCAUCAGGUGCUUCAGGCGAAGAUGCCGAUAACAACUUGUACUGUUUCUGCCAGCGCAUAUCCUUUGGCGAGAUGAUUGGUUGUGAUAACGACGACUUUUUCGCCGCUGCUGCCAUCGUCGCAUCUGUUUCUGCUGCCUCCAGCUCUGCCUCCAGCUCUGCCUCUGGUUCUUCCUCCGCUGUUGCCAAGUCCAGCUCUAAGGCCAGCUCUAAGACCAGCUCCAAGGCUAGCUCCUCCAAGGCCAGCUCUUCCAAGGCCAGCUCUUCCAAGAAGUCUUCUGGUGCUGCCUCUGGCCAGACCGUUGGCGGUGUGCUUGCCGUUGCUGCCCUUGUCGGUAACAUGAUGCUUUAA
Messenger RNA from Candidozyma haemuli, 918 nucleotides. RefSeq names its product histone acetyltransferase (gene NBN1). The transcript has 2 exons. The record is from RefSeq and is a predicted model, not a curated record. Gene Ontology annotation, biological process: regulation of DNA-templated transcription. Gene Ontology annotation, cellular component: nucleus; Rpd3L-Expanded complex; Rpd3L complex. NCBI's taxonomy places the organism in Eukaryota, Fungi, Ascomycota, Pichiomycetes, Serinales, Metschnikowiaceae. Bases 1 to 918 code for a protein of 305 amino acids.